This is a messenger RNA of Aspergillus caelatus, 820 nucleotides long. RefSeq lists its product as uncharacterized. The transcript is spliced from 2 exons. The record is from RefSeq and is a predicted model, not a curated record. Lineage: Eukaryota; Fungi; Ascomycota; Eurotiomycetes; Eurotiales; Aspergillaceae. The coding region runs from base 20 to 727 and encodes 235 amino acids.
CAUUGAGGUCGGAAAUUACAUGUGUCUGCUCUGUGACCGGGAGUUUUCUACUGAAAGAGCAUUGCUUCAUCACUGCAGAGAAACCACUCGUCACUGCUGGUGUGAAAGAUGUGUUCGCGUGUUCCCUUCGCUACCAGCCAAGGCUCAGCAUCUUCGGCAAUCAAACGCACACUAUAUCUGUCAGCUGUGCGCUCACAGACCGGACUUCAUAUCUGAGGAUGAACUUGAAGACCAUGAAAUAGAUUAUCAUCACCUUUGUGUUGAUUGUGGUCUUUACCAUAAUUCCAAGGAGCAGCUACGCCUCCACGAUGUCGACGUCCAUAACCUUUGUGUGGAGUGUGAUGAAUACUACUCUAGCAAAAAUAGUUUACGGAUGCACCAGCAAAAGCACCAACCUCGAAUUCUAGAAUGUUACGGUCGUCGAUGUAACCAAACGUUCAAGUCGAUCUCCGGAAUGCUGAUCCAUUUGGAAUCAGGAUACUGCGAAUCGAGCUCAGCUGAGGACUAUAUUCACGAUGUAGCUCGCGAGUGUUACCAGAACCAAAAAUACAUCAUGCAUACUCUUGACGGCGGGUGGCUUUACUUCUGCUCUGCUUGUGACAAAGACUUUAGGUACCUCUCUGCUCUGUGGCAACAUUGCGAGGAUUCCUUAAGCUGUUCUUAUCUUCUCCAAGGCCAGCAAUGCUUGGCCAAGUUACAACGAUAUCUUUAUCGUAAAUUACGGUGAUUACGCUAUUUCGAUCGGAACCAGGCAGUGUUGGUAUAGUAUUCAAGUAACUGUUGAGUCAAACGAGUUACAUAGCAUAUAUUUGGAGAAUGG